Molecule: messenger RNA, 2155 nt
Organism: Nematostella vectensis (starlet sea anemone)
Lineage: Eukaryota; Metazoa; Cnidaria; Anthozoa; Actiniaria; Edwardsiidae
Exons: 8
Coding region: 139-1458 (439 amino acids)
Source: RefSeq, a predicted model, not a curated record
UUUAUAUUUGAUGCUCCUUGCUGACAUACUUCAGAUGAUUCAUGAUCAUGAAGUAUUGUGGUUUGUUUUGCAAGAAGGAAGUUCUGAAUCUGCUUGUCGAUGUAGCGAGCCGAACAACACAGAUAUAAUACCCUCAUCAUGAGUUUAUCUUCCCUCAGGAAGAAAGUUGGUAAUUUCAUUGCUGGAGAAGAUAGCAGUAGGCCAGGUCAAGAAAACCAACAACAGGCGGGACAUUAUAGCGACAAACACCACACCCCUUUGCCGUCAGACUGGCAGCCUUAUCCGGGCCUGAGAUUCAGUUUUCACUUUAUUACUGUAGAUGUCACUAAUGUACAACAGCAUGCAAUACUUGGAACUUCUGUCGUCACUUCUGAUAUCACUUCCAAAUAUGGAGAACUCUCUGGCCCCUACAGCCAAGGGUUUAUCCUAGAGACCUUCAAGUCUGUCCCAGGGGUUGGGAAGAUUGGCUGGAAUGCUAGUGAGAGCCCAUAUCAGGCUGUUUUCAGUCGGCCUUAUGGUGCUCAGGUGCAUCACAGCUGGCAGCUGCUUGUUGUCAAGGCCAGCAUCCACACGGUGGAACAGGCCGGCUUUUUGAGUCAACUUAGUGGGCGGACUCAUGAUGUGACCAACAAGUCAAGCAUUGUUAAUGCAAUAGCUCAGCAAGCAGCUCGAGGGGGGCGUCUUGUUUGUGUCGAGUUAACUGGCCAAGUCCAAGGGCAGGGUAUCUCUGGAAGCCUCGCCCGCAGGAGUGAAGCGAUGGGCUGUGAUGUGUUUUUCAACCUUCCACUCCAUCCUAAUCCUGUUACCUACACAUAUCAAUUGGUGAACAUCCCUGUCCAGGUCAUGUACCUUGGACCAGGGAAGAUGGUCAAAGUGACCUGUGAAUGGAUGAAGCAUUUUGCAUGGCAUUUGCAACAGGGAUGGAAGCUUGCUGAGAUCUUCUGGGACCAAGGAAAACGAAGUCAUGGAGAUUUCACAUUGUCCGGAGACCAUAAUUCUGUGUGGUUCUUUGAGAAAGAAAGUGCAAGAGCCAGUGAUCCCACACCUGUGUAUGAAGGGGUCAUCAUUGAAUACAAACACACUGUGAAGAUUGGAUUUUUUCAAACAAAGGCCAAAGGAGACUGGGGCCCAAUGAUCAGCGAGAUGGGGAGCAGGGGCUGGGAACUAGCCUGCAUGCUAGAGACUCCAGAGGUCACAAACAUUGGCCUUGGGAACAUUACAUUCAAAAUCCUGUUCUUCUUUCAAAGACGAAUCCUACAAGGGCAACCACCCCCAGGGACUUACUAUCCCCCUCCCCCUCAGGGUAAUUACAACCAGUACCCAGUCCCUGGUGGGCAGAAUUAUGCAGGAGCCCCACCACCCCCCUACUACCCACCACAGGAAUACCAAGCACCUCCUCCUUAUAACCCAAAUUCUCUAGGUAAACCUAGUGCCCCGCCUCAUCCUGAGAAGUUUUAGCAGCUUCACCUGUAAGCAGCCCUAUGCGAGGAAUGCCUUUGCCAUUGGCUAUCAAAUGAGCUCUAUAGUAUAGAAUAAGUAUCAGGUAUCAGUUGACAAUACACCAAAAACUGGUAUUGAUAGGCUUGGAUUGUUCCAUUGUUUUGGCUAUGCACCUGCAAUUCAAGACAGCCAUAGACCAUCCCUUGGUUCUAGGGAAUUGUGAUGAAAUCAAACUUCUAUUCUAUUUUUCUUAAUGUUUUUGUUCCACUUGGCUUGAGUCUUUGAGUCCCAAAGGAUGACCAGGGAAUUUAAAUUUCUGAUUGCUGGGGGGUGAACAUACAGGCAAGUGUCCAGGAUUGGCUAACAGAUUGUGCAGCCAUAGAUAUCAUAUUAAAAAUAUACAUAUUUGACAAUCCUUUAAUAAGAAAUGACCCACUUUUUGGUGGUCAGAGUGGUGUGGGCACCCAAAUUGCUAUGCACCUGAACAUAUGCCCUGGCUGUGGACUUUGACCCCAUAGACUACUCAUGAAAUAAAGAAAUUAUUGAAAUUAUUAUACCACCAAUUAACAUGGAAAAUCUAUGAAGUACUGUUAAUGCUUGUCUUAGCUUUGAAAUAUUGCCACCACUUGAAUGCUAAAAUAAGCAAUUAUAUGGUAUAGAGGCUCUAUAAAUUAUAGUAGUACUAAAAUAAAAGAAUGGUAAAUUUUGACCUCUA